Molecule: messenger RNA, 1089 nt
Organism: Eremothecium sinecaudum
Lineage: Eukaryota; Fungi; Ascomycota; Saccharomycetes; Saccharomycetales; Saccharomycetaceae
Gene: RSA1
Product: Rsa1p
Exons: 1
Coding region: 1-1089 (362 amino acids)
Source: RefSeq, a predicted model, not a curated record
AUGACUUACAAGUUGGUUAGUUUGGCGUUCAGAGGCAAUAAUUGGGUUGAGAAUAACUACUAUAGAAAUUACCUACCCAUCAUGGAUAAUACUCGAUAUAACUACAAUGCACCAGUACCAGCGAAUCUUCCUAAGCCAACAUCGUCAGGUACUUUAGAAGGGCCUCCACCUAAGCGUUAUAGACCAAAUAACUUUGAAAAUAAUCCUGCUCAUGUCCCUAAUAUGUUAUAUCAGCAACCUGAUUAUGGCCAGUAUGCGGAAGGAUAUUAUGGGAUGCCGCAGCUUGGUUAUGCCCCUCAAUGGCAACAUGCCCCUCAGUAUGCUUAUCCUUAUUACUUACAACCGCCUCAGGUAAGCCAAUACCCCCAUAUAGUGCCUCAGAUGGCCGAAUCCAUACCUAACGCGAACCAUAGGAAUACCAUACAUGAUAUAGUGAAAAAAGAGGAGAAAGGCGAUGUUCUGAAAGCAAGUUUGACGUCCGAGAUGGAGUUAAAAGAGACUAAGGGUACGAGGAUUGAAGAAAAUGAAGACAAUGAGGUCAACAAUUGUAAUAUUCGUACAGAACAUAUAUCAGAUGAUGAAAUAGAUGGGACUGCAGGCGAUGAUAGUCUCUUAAUACCAGGUACGUCGAUUUCACUAAAGACUGAGGACGAUAUUGCUAAGUGGCGAGAAGAUCGACGUAAGAUGUGGCUGGUAAAGAUAUCGAAUAACAAGGAGAAGCAUAAAAAGGACAUGAAUAUUGAAGAUAAACACAUAGCAUCAAGCCCGUUGGUGCAGGUGAAGAAAGAAAAGAAUUUUAUAAACUCCAUCCAAAACCAGGUGAAUAGGUACAACCCACAGCCGAGAUUGAACUUAGGUUUGGUACAACGUUCAAUGGCUAGUGAAAACUCCAAAUUACUGGGAUUCAUAAAGCAACUUGGAGAAGCUAAGAUGCUUGAAUAUGUUCUGACCGAUAAAGAGAAGGAUAUACUGUUUGGUAGGACGAACAAGAUCCCAUUUGGCAAGAAUGGAAAUAACAACCACAAUAACAGACCACAGCAGAGGAAUUUUAUGAAUAAUCGGACAUCGCAAUCGAGGUAUAAUCGAUAG